Messenger RNA from Fusarium verticillioides 7600, 1180 nucleotides. RefSeq lists its product as hypothetical. Bases 102 to 1055 code for a protein of 317 amino acids. The transcript has a single exon. Lineage: Eukaryota; Fungi; Ascomycota; Sordariomycetes; Hypocreales; Nectriaceae. The record is from RefSeq and is a predicted model, not a curated record.
AUGGAGAUGCUGUUUGCGUAUAAAAAGUGACCUCUGGCACUGCAAUCGAGAGUCUCAUGUUCUGUAUUACAUAUUGUUACAAUUCUAUCAAUCUAUCAUAAAUGCCAAAGUACGUUCUCACAGGUGCAGACGGCAAUCUCGGCCGCAUCGCAGCAACCUUUGCUACAGAAAUCGCCAAGCCCGGCGAUGAGCUCGUCUUCACUACAUACAAAGACGAAGCUAUCCCCGCUGACCUCCGCAAGUCAUGGACCGACAAAGGCGCAAAAGUCGUGACUGCCACCUACGACGACAUUGAAAGUCUCAAGGCGGCUUUUCAAGGUGCUGAAGCUGUGUCUCUCAUCUCAACUUGGCUCUUUGGCGAAGGACGACGUCGUCAGGCCCAGACUGUCGUUGACGCUGCCAAGGCAUGUGGUGUCAAGAGAGUCUGCUAUACUUCGUUCUGUGGAGCGGGUAUCGAGGCUGAGAAUGAGGAGGAUAUUCCUUUCCUCCCCAGAGAUCACCACUUUAUCGAGAAGAUCAUCUAUGCUUCUGGUCUAGAGUACAGCAUUCAGCGAAAUUACCUGUACGCGGAUAACAUCCCGACUCUCUUUGCACCGUCGUGGAAUUUCUGCGGUGAUCGCUGGCUCGUCAACACGCACGGCAAAGCAGGCGCAUACGUUGCCCGCGAAGACUGCGGCAACGUCCUCGCUGCUCUGCUCCUCGGCCGCGGCGAACCCAACAAAGUGUAUGAGAUUACAGGUCCCAAAGCCGUAACCAACGAGGAAGUUUUCAAGUGGAUGUGCGAGCAAACGGGGUACAAGGGAGAAAUCGUCGAUCUUCCCGAUGAGGAGUUGAAGAGUUGGUGGUUGGGUCAUGGGUUGCCUACGGACUUCUUUGGGGACUUUUCAAAGCUGCCGAUGAAGUUGUGUAUCGGCGAUCUUUUGUGCUGUGGAGAGAUGGUUGCGAGGGGGUUCAUGGCUGAGACGAAUGAUAAUGUUGAGAAGUUGACAGGGAGGAAGCCAAUUCCGUAUAUGGAGGCUUUAUUGCAGUACAAGGAUUUCUUCCCGAAGCCAUAGACAGUCUUUUAGAAUGCGUCUUGUUAGAUAUAGAGUAAUGUAAUUUGUCAAUUCAGUCAUCUGGUCUUUUGCUUAGAGUAAAUAGGCUGCAUCCUAUCUGAUAAAAGCAUAAAGUAACCUUGAGA